AAAAAAAAAACAAAAAGGAAACGAAGAAGGAAAUGAAUAGGAGAGAGAUGAAUCAUCGUCGUCUCUCCUCCUCGCUUCCGUUAAAAAAGUGGCCUCCGCCGCGGCCUUCCUCCGCCCGCUACACCCAUUAUCAUCAUCGAAUCCAGCCUCUUUUAAAAACCCAGUUCAUUAUAUCUUCUUCUUUCCAUCUCCUCCUAUUUCCCCAUUUCUCUCCCCCGCCAUUCAAUCGAUUCGCCAAGGAAGAGAGGGGGAAAAGAGGGGAUUUUUACAUACAAGGGAAGUGUUUUGUUUUCUCUCGGUUCCCCGCAAAACCCUAGAAUUCGUGUUUUGGGUUUGAGCUUUUUUCUAUGGGGGAAUUCGAGAACCGGGUAGCUUGCGACGGCGGCGCGGCGGAGCCGGAGGGACGGAUUGAGGAGGAGGAGCAGAAGUUGAUCGAGGAUGUGGCCAUGGUGGACUUCAACCUGCUCUGCUCUACCGUCGCGAUGCAGACGCAGGGCAAAUGGACGGACAAGGUCCAAGCCGACGACGAGGAAUUCCACGACGGCGGCGCCUCCGUGUUCCGGAUGUGGGAAGGCGGGGUGCUCGAUCUCUGUGACGACCGCCGCAUCGCCGUCGAAUCCUUCUGUUGCCCUUGCUAUAGAUUCGGGAAGAACAUGAGACGAGCUGGUUUUGGUUAUUGUUUCCUUCAGGCAACAGUGUAUCUCAUUCUAGCUCUAUUUGCGCUUCUCAAUCUCAUUGCAUUCUUCGUCACAAAGAGGCACCCUUUCCUUUAUCUAGCAAUCGGGUUCACAGUUCUUGUAGGAAUUUAUCUGGGUUUCUUCCGGUCACAGAUCAAACAAAAGUUCAACAUCAGGGGUAGUGAUAGUUCAUGGGACGAUUGCUUCUACCAUAUCUUCUGCCCUUUCUGUGCUUUGAGCCAGGAGGCGAGAACAUUAGAGAUGAACAAUGUACAAGAUGGGACGUGGCAUGGACGGGGUGAUACGAUAUGCGUAGGUGGGUAUACGGAAGGGAAUCAUGCUUACUUGCAGCUUCACCCUCCUGCUAUUGUUACAACAAAAUCCUCGGAUAACAGCAGCAGCAGCAGUCCACGGAAGGUCAGCGGCAGCGAGUGCUGAACAUUUGGUAGGGUGAGGGAAGGAAUGGGAAUGCCGCAGGAUGAAAGC
Messenger RNA from Linum tenue, 1163 nucleotides. The record is from the annotation of a GenBank genome assembly. NCBI's taxonomy places the organism in Eukaryota, Viridiplantae, Streptophyta, Magnoliopsida, Malpighiales, Linaceae.